Molecule: messenger RNA, 963 nt
Organism: Arctia plantaginis
Lineage: Eukaryota; Metazoa; Arthropoda; Insecta; Lepidoptera; Erebidae
Source: the annotation of a GenBank genome assembly
AUGCGUGUCAUCACCCUAUUAGCUGUUUGUAUCGCGGCUGUUGCCGCUAACCCACAAACCUUCCAGCCACCUGCGAGGAUCGUAGGCGGCUCAGUUACGACUAUUAAUCAAUGGCCUUCCCAAGCUAAUAUUAUGGUUCAAAGCGGAAAUGUCUUCAGUCAAUUCUGUGGUGGCACUAUCAUUAAUAAUAGAUCUGUUUUAAGCGCUGCACAUUGUGUUCUCACGCACCAGCACAAUUUCCCAGCUCAUUGGCUUCGUUUACGUCUUGGUUCAACUUGGGCCAGUAGCGGAGUUAUCGCCGGCUCUAACUACCACCUGCCUGACCAACAAGCAGUCUGGGUAACCGGCUGGGGUCUUACAUCUUUUAACGGAGUUGGUUCUGAGCAGCUCCGCCAGGUGCAAGUUUAUACCAUCAACCAACAAGUUUGUGCACAACGUUACGGAGAGAAAUACAACAUGCGUCUCAUCACUCUUUUGGCCUUUUGUAUCGCGGCUGUUGGCGCCACCCCAGAAACCUUUGAACCAUCUCAGAGGAUCGUAGGCGGCACAGUUACGACUAUUAACCAAUGGCCUUACCAAGCCAAUGUUUUGUCUGGAAGCGGCAAUAACUUCCGCCAAUGGUGUGGUGGCACCAUUAUUAACAACAGAUCCGUUUUAUCCGCUGCACAUUGUGUUCGCACGAGAAACCACAAUCUGUCAACUAAUCAGGCUGGGGUAGACAAUGGUAUCAAGGACCUUCCUCGGAACAGCUCCGUCAGACAGCAAGGUAUCGACAUGCAUCUCAUCACACUGUUGGCCGUUUGCGUUGCGGCUGUUGCCGCAUCCCCGGAAACCUUUGAACCAUCUCAGAGGAUCGUAGGUGGCACAAAACAUUUUAAGCGCUGCUCAUUGUGUUCGCACACCGACUAUGAAUCUGGGAGCUCAUCAGAUGCGUUUGCGUCUUGGUUCAACCUGGGCCAAUAG